Molecule: messenger RNA, 7608 nt
Organism: Neopelma chrysocephalum (saffron-crested tyrant-manakin)
Lineage: Eukaryota; Metazoa; Chordata; Aves; Passeriformes; Pipridae
Gene: GLG1
Product: golgi glycoprotein 1
Exons: 26
Coding region: 6-3419 (1137 amino acids)
Cellular component (GO): Golgi membrane
Molecular function (GO): fibroblast growth factor binding
Source: RefSeq, a predicted model, not a curated record
CCAAGAUGGCGCCGUGCGGACGUGUCCGGAGCCGCUGCCCGGGCCCGGCGCUGCUCCUGCUGCUGGCGCUGGCGGCGCGGCCGGCGGCGCCCGGCCCUCCCCCCGGCCCUCCCGGCGUCGGCGGUGCCCUGCCCGGAGUGGCGCAGCCGGCGGGGCCGGGCGCGGCCGUCCCGCGGAGCGCCCGCGGCGGCGGGUCGGGCAGCGGGUGGAAGCUGUCGGAGGAGGCGGUGUGCCGGGAGGACGUGGUGCGGCUCUGCUCCAAGCACAGCUGGGCCAACAACCUCGCCGUGCUCGAGUGCCUGCAGGACGUUCGCGAGCCAGAUAAUGAAAUCUCUUCAGACUGCAAUCAUCUCUUGUGGAACUACAAGCUGAACCUGACAACAGAUCCCAAGUUUGAAUCCGUGGCCAGAGAAGUCUGCAAGUCCACUAUUGCUGAGAUAAAGGAGUGUGCAGAUGAACCAGUUGGUAAAGGCUUCUUGGUGUCAUGUUUGGUGGAUCACAGAGGCAACAUCACUGAAUACCAGUGCCAUCAGUACAUCACCAAGAUGACAGCCAUUAUCUUCAGCGAUUAUCGGCUGAUCUGCGGCUUCAUGGAUGACUGCAAGGCUGACAUCAAUCUCCUGAAAUGUGGCAGCAUUCGACCUGGAGAAAAGGAUGCUCACUCACAAGGAGAGGUGGUGGCAUGCCUGGAAAAAGGCCUGGUAAAGGAGGCAGAGGAAACUGAUCCUCGAAUUCAGGUUUCUGAUCAGUGUAAGAAAGCAAUUCUUCGUGUAGCUGAGCUCUCUUCAGACGACUUCCACCUGGACCGGCAUCUGUACUUCGCGUGCCGAGACGACAGGGAGCGAUUCUGUGAAAACACUCAGGCUGGGGAAGGCCGAGUCUACAAGUGCCUCUUUAAUCACAAGUUUGAAGAAUCAAUGAGUGAAAAGUGUCGUGAUGCACUGACCACCCGCCAGAAGCUGAUUGCCCAAGACUACAAAGUCAGUUACUCGCUGGCCAAGUCCUGUAAGAGUGACCUGAAGAAGUACCGGUGUAACGUGGAGAACCUUCCCCGCUCCCGGGAAGCCCGGCUCUCCUACCUCUUGAUGUGCUUGGAGUCUGCAGUGCACAGGGGUCGACAAGUGAGCAGCGAGUGCCAGGGUGAGAUGCUGGAUUACCGGCGCAUGCUGAUGGAGGACUUCUCACUGAGCCCCGAGAUCAUCCUGAGCUGCCGGGGGGAGAUCGAGCACCACUGCUCGGGGCUGCACCGCAAGGGCCGCACCCUGCACUGCCUCAUGAAGGUGGUGCGGGGGGAGAAGGGCAACGUGGGGCUCAGCUGUCAGCAGGCACUUCAGACCCUGAUCCAGGAGACCGACCCCGGUGCCGAUUACCGCAUCGACCGCGCACUCAACGAGGCCUGCGAGUCGGUGAUCCAGACGGCCUGCAAGCACAUCCGCUCGGGGGACCCCAUGAUUCUGUCUUGCCUGAUGGAGCACUUGUAUACUGAGAAGAUGGUGGAGGACUGUGAGCACAGGCUCCUGGAGCUCCAGUAUUUUAUAUCUCGUGACUGGAAGUUGGACACAGUCCUGUACCGCAAGUGUCAGGGAGAUGCCUCCCGGCUCUGCCACACCCAUGGCUGGAAUGAGACCAGUGAGCUGAUGCCUCCAGGGGCUGUUUUCUCCUGCUUGUACAGGCAUGCCUAUCGCACAGAGGAGCAAGGAAGGAGGCUAUCACGGGAGUGCAGAGCAGAGGUCCAGAGAAUCCUCCACCAGCGAGCCAUGGAUGUGAAGCUGGACCCAGUUCUCCAGGACAAGUGCAUGAUUGACCUGGGGAAGUGGUGCAGUGAGAAAACAGAGACAGGGCAGGAGCUGGAAUGCCUUCAGGACCAUCUUGAUGACUUGGUGUCUGAUUGCAGGGACAUAGUGGGAAACCUCACUGAGCUGGAGUCUGAGGACAUCCAAAUUGAAGCCUUGCUGAUGAGAGCAUGUGAGCCCAUCAUCCAGACAUUCUGUCAUGAGGUUGCAGAUAACCAGAUUGAUUCUGGGGACCUGAUGGAGUGUCUAAUACAGAACAAACACCAGAAGGAAAUGAAUGAAAAAUGUGCAAUUGGAGUUACUCAUUUCCAGCUGGUUCAAAUGAAAGAUUUUAGGUUCUCAUACAAGUUUAAAAUGGCUUGCAAGGAGGAUGUGCUGAAACUUUGCCCCAACAUCAAAAAAAAGGUGGAUGUAGUGAUCUGUCUGAGCACAACUGUGCGCAAUGACACUCUGCAGGAUGCCAAGGAGCACAGGGUCUCCCUGAAGUGCCGCAAACAGCUGCGUGUUGAGGAGCUAGAGAUGACUGAGGAUAUCAGACUUGAACCAGAGCUGUACGAGGCUUGUAAAAGUGACAUCAAGAAUUACUGCCAGAACGUGCCCUAUGGCAAUGCUCAGAUUAUUGAAUGCCUGAAAGAAAUCAAGAAGCAGUUGAGCACAAGGUGCCACCAGAAGGUGUUUAAGCUGCAGGAGACGGAGAUGAUGGAUCCAGAACUGGACUACACACUCAUGAGAGUCUGCAAGCAGAUGAUCAAGCGGUUUUGUCCAGAGGCAGACUCCAAAAAUAUGCUCCAGUGUUUGAAACAAAACAAGAACAGUGAAGUGAUGGAUCCUAAAUGCAAGCAGAUGAUUACCAAGCGCCAGAUCACACAGAACACAGAUUACCGCUUAAACCCCGUGCUCAGGAAGGCGUGCAAAGCAGACAUACCAAAAUUCUGCCAAAAUAUCCUGAACAGGGCCAAGGAUGAUACAGAGUUGGAAGGGCAAGUCAUCUCAUGCCUGAAGUUGAAAUAUGCAGACCAGCGUCUCUCUCCUGACUGCGAGGACCAAAUUCGGGUCAUAAUCCAGGAAUCAGCCCUUGAUUAUCGGCUGGAUCCCCAGCUUCAGAUGCACUGUUCUGAUGAGAUUUCCAGCUUGUGUGCAGAAGAAGCAGCAGCUCAGGAGCAGACGGGGCAGGUGGAAGAAUGUCUGAAAGUGAAUCUGCUGAAAAUAAAAACUGAAAUGUGCAAGAAGGAAGUGCUCAACAUGCUGAAGGAAAGCAAAGCAGAUAUAUUUGUUGACCCAGUGCUCCACACAGCCUGUGCCCUGGACAUCAAACACCACUGUGCUGCCAUUCCACCGGGGAGAGGACGCCAAAUGUCAUGCUUAAUGGAAGCUCUGGAAGAUAAGCGUGUGAGGUUGCAGCCUGAAUGCAAGAAACGCCUUAAUGAUCGUAUUGAAAUGUGGAGCUAUGCUGCAAAGGUUGCCCCAGCAGAAGGCUUUUCUGACCUUGCCAUGCAAGUUAUGACCUCUCCAUCCAAGAAUUACAUACUGUCUGUGAUCACAGUUGGCAUCUGUAUACUCUUCCUCAUCGGCCUCAUGUGUGGACGCAUCACCAAGCGGGUGACAAGAGAGCUCAAGGACAGGUAGAGCCUGGAUUUCCUGCUGAAGAAAUGCCUGCCCAGUGCCCAGUUUUGUACAGCCCUCCUCUGUAUAGUCUACCCACCCCCUCUUGUGAGAGGAGAAUAAAAAAAAAAAAAAAAAAAAAUUAGAACAGCAGCAGGUGUUGGCUCAGUUUUCCCAUCCUGGAUCUCAUCCACAGCAUCUUCAUCCUAUGAAAGUUUGUGUGCAACAUUGGCAGCCCAGCCAGCAGCUUUUGUUACCCCUUUGUUAGCAGACUCUCGUUUACCUGCCUGUAGACAAGUCUCUGUUGUACUGUUGGAACUGCCUUCACUCUCCAAACCAGACUGAUAUGACCUGCAGCUCAAGCAGUUUUUAAGUAAAUUUUUAAAGACAGACAUAUAUCUGCAUACCGACUAUAUGAUUUAGGUAAUGGUUCAUAUUGAAAUCUAGUCAUCCUCUGUGGCUGGGUGAAAUUGAGGCAGGAAAUUAAAGGGUAAAUUGCAUCUUACACCACAGUUGGCCUUGUUUUGGACAUCUUGCUCGUCUGUGUAAAGCAUCUUCAGAGCAUAGUCUUGGACAACCUAAGGACACCAGUCACUGGUGUCAUCUCCUAGUGAAUAUCCUGCUUUUGUGACUGUGGAUUUUUUUUGGCUGAAAAGAUGUCCUCCCUUUCUUCCUCUGCUGCUCGCCAGAUAGAAUAAAAUACUGACCAGGAUCGAAUACUCAUGUGAGCUGUACAACUAUUUCAGUAGGUUAAAGACACGGUGUAGGCAUGAGGCGCGUAGACCGUCAGUAGUGAACAGUGCCACUGUCAGUGGGCAGGAAGUGCCCUGAUCAGUUACUCGGUCAACUUUUUUGUUAUGCAGUAAAAUUCUAACCCUCCUUUUAUUUUACCUCACUGCUGCCAAGCUGUUCCCCUUCCAAAUUAACUGUCUGUAGAGGGUGUUGACACACUGGCAGUGCCGUGCUCUGUCAGCGAUGCAGAAAAUGACUGAAUGCUCAAUGUGCUCUGUCUGUGUAACAAUUACUUGUGGGUUAUCACAGUGGUUUGUAACCACAAUUUGGGUCUCAAUGGUUUGAGUGGCAUAGUCUGAACCACGCUGAAGGGUCGUUUUUGUUUCCACAACUACAAUUGACAGUGAUAGCAACUGGCGUUUCCUGGGAUGUAGGACACAGGUGCCAGUCCAGAAGGCCAAGCAGGAGCGGAUGGCAGGAUGAUAGUGUUGUGUGAAAGGCAGAAAUGUCUGGAUCUUUAAGGGAAGUAGCUUUCACGUAGUUACCAUCAACAUGAGAGCCCAAAGAAGGUGUUUUAGAAAAGCUGCAACAGUAGCUGUGACCUCUUCUUACCUUCGUCUUUGUUCCUCAAGUAAAAGGAGGUGUGGAGGUCACAAAACUCAUGCUUUGACUGAAACAUGGAAUGUGUUGCUGAAAUCUAGAAGAGUGCACAAAAGUCCAUGUGUACAGUAGGAUAUAUUUUAUUCACCUUUUAGAUGUGCUCACCUGUGUGUGCUGCAGUAAAAACUUUAUUUUCCCACCUAGCACGCUGCUAGGUAAGACCUGACAUUUCCAGUUCUCCUCAUCGUUCUCUAGAAGAACAGUGGAGGUGGUUUUGGGACACUUUAAAGUGUGGACCAGCUGAUUCUGAUGAUGCUGAAUGUACAGAAUAGCAUAUACAAAAUACUGUGAGCAUUUGCUGCAACUGAAGCUUUUUGCAAAUGUACCUUCAUCCCGUUCUGAGGAUGGGCAGCAAACUGUUAGUGGUAUGGUUUUAGACUUACUGUGCUAGUGAGUCUUUCACAAACACUCCUGGUUUUGUAGCAAAGUACUACAAACACAAGGAAGCAGCAGCAGAAGUCUGAGUGAAGAAGGUUCGGUGGGGAGUCAGUACAUGGUAGGAUUGCUGUUAAGUGGUUGGGUAGAACAGAACUUAAGCCUGAAUUCCUUCUCUUGCCCCUCUUCCCUGGUACUAACGGAGCUUGACAGGCCCUCUGUCAGCAUGAAGUGGAGCAGAAGAGGAACAGUUAAUCGGGUCUCUUGAGGUAGCACAGGUGUGUAAAACCACAAAUGUUAGUUUGGCAAUUAGAAGUGUUGUUGUUUCACUUGACUGAGCACUGAAAUGACUGCUCUAGAGAUGGGUGUGUUCACAGAGCUCCCGGCAAGGGAAGUGGGAUCUAGGUGCAGCCUUGCUUGCUGGCACAAGUCCUGUUUCUACAUAAUGUCUAUCAGGGCAUAAUUAAAUUGCCAUUGGAGGGCUUUUUUUAAACUGUUGUGACUUUUCGAGAAGGCAUUUUGUAACCUGAUUAGCUUGAGAAGCCUAAUUAGAUGGUUUAUUGUCUAGAAAUAGCAUCUUCCACUAAAGUCCAAAAGACAUUGCAGUGAAAAUUGUAGGUUUGUAGCCAUAGUUCUGAAUGUAAACCCUGUUCAGCUCUGAAGGUGACUUUCUUUACUUUCAGAUAUAAGGCUUUCUUGGUUUUUUUUCUUUUUAAUGUGGAGAAGGUUAAAGUGAGGGUGCCUGGAGCACUGCAUUAGGAGUCUGUGCUCUGUGGUGGUGUUUUCUGCCUGUGUCUGUGCUUGGUGGUGUUUCUGCAGGCUAACCUGGGAGUUUGGCUUCAGUGGGAGUGUGCUGGGAGGUGUCAGAGGUAUGUGGCUGGAGGCCCUUGGAAACAAAGGUAGGAUACCAAAUAAACCCUUUGUCACUGUAAAGACACAGACCCACCUUUUAAAAGGUGGCACUGUCAAAGGGUCCUGGCCAUUUUAUCAUUUGAACAUGUUAUCUUUUCAUGUUUUAGAAUGGGGUCUCUUACUUGUGCUAAUGACCAAAUUUGCUUUUUCCUUGACUAAAAAUCUACCAGUCCCAGUCUUGAAACAUUCUCCUCCUUUUCACGCAUACCUAAAAAUCCAGAGGUUUUGCAAGCACAGAAACCCACAGGAGUGCUCUUCCAAAAAUAACCCUGGUUGUGCUGUUGCCAGCACAUCAUCUUGCCUGCAGGUAACCAUUUUCCACUGCAGGGAAAGAAAAAAUCAAAGAAGCACAGAAGGAUGGGGUUGGAAGGAACUUAAAGCUCAUUUCAUUCCAACCCCCUGCCACAGACAGGGACACCUUCCACACUAGACCAGGUUACCCAGAGCCACAUCCAGCCCACAACACAAUCUGUGCCAGUGCCUCACCACCCUUACAGGAAGGUGUGAGAAAUGGUUGUAAGAAACACUGCUGUUGCCUUGAACUUGAGAAAGCCUUUGUAACUUCUCUGGUGUAACAGAGAGUGUUAGAAAUAGCCUCAGUCAGCCAAAAGAAGCGUGUUAGUGUGGGACAACCUGGGGUGCUCCUUCCUCUUCAUGACCCUCGCUUCUCGCUGGAGAAAUCUGCCUUCCACUGAGUGCAGUUUAGGAGAUGGUUGGUGGUUAGUUUUUUUUUUCUCCUCAUCAUCAUGAAACCUUCUCUAGGAGAGCUUAUUCUAGACUUGGUGAUGCUGUUGCUCAGGGUGUGGAUGGAAGGGCUGGAUGACUGGGAUCUAGCAAGGCAUGCACCUCUCCAUUUGCUCCUAGCACUGCAAGGGUUAACAAACUACGUUUCCUAAAUGACGGCAAAUGCACGUGUCAGGAACUGUGCCUGAUGUGCUCCUCGUUACUUCACUCCUGCUAGCCUGUUACUGUUUAUUCCUGUUCAUAGUAAUAAGCUUAUUUAUUGUUUACCUAGUCCUUAACUAAUCAGGUCCUUUGGUGAGUUUCAACUUGGGAUUCUCCUGCCUCGCUUUUGUCACCAGGCUGCUGCAGUAACUCACCUGGAUAGGAACAAAACUCAUGGUACUUGAAGUACUGUCCAGCAGGUUGGGAUGAGUAUUUGUAUGUCUGUGUCACUGUAAAGGGCUGGAAAGGCCCUAGUGAAGGUCAAAUAAUUCCGUAGCAAAAUGUUAGGAUUUCCUCCAGAAUCUGAUGCUUAAAUCCAGGGGAUGUGAUCAGUCUUGCUCUGAAAGAAUCCACAGUAAGCUCACUGUAUGAAAAAUAAUGGAGAGGUGAAUGUCUCAAGUACAGAAACUAACUGCAGGUGGGUACAGAGGGAAGAAAUGCGACAAGCCAGAGGGAUCACUCGAAUCCCAUAAUGUUGUAGAGGAAUUGUGUUCAAUUUGGAUGGCAAAUUCUGUUAAAACACAAGCUUUUUAUUUAGUCAAAGAAGAUUGUAGGGUUGUUUAUUUUUACUUUAUCAGUCUUGUUUGGG